Molecule: messenger RNA, 3024 nt
Organism: Funneliformis geosporum
Lineage: Eukaryota; Fungi; Glomeromycota; Glomeromycetes; Glomerales; Glomeraceae
Source: the annotation of a GenBank genome assembly
UCCGAAUAUGAAUUCCCAACAAUAAUUCAAGUUAAAAUUGAUAAAUUAUAUCAAGACUUACCUUGUACGAGAUUUUUAAAUUCAAUCGUUGAAAAAAAUUAUUUAUUUGUUGAAGAUUAUAAAUAUCAAAGACUUGAAAUGUAUAAUUUACAAUCUAUGGAUUUAGAACUAACAUUCCAUGAAAUUUCUCUUCCAAAGAAAACGAGUGGAAACCCUAUUUUUUCCAUUUCAAAAUAUGGCAAUCUAUUAGCAUACUAUAGUGGUACAAAUUGUAUUUCGAUUCAUUUAAUGGAAAAUGGACUUAAGGUUGCGACGAAAGAAUUUACUGACGCAUUCAAAGUCCUUUCAAUUUCAUUUAUUAAUAAUGAUGAAAGAUUAUUCGUUGUCACUGAAGAAGACUCUGAAAAAGUCACCGAUGAAGUCACAAUAAAUAUUUGGGAUCUUUUUACCUUUAAAUGUGAUGUACACAAGAUAGUCGAUCAUUUAAAUAUUUUUAGUUCUUUACAAAAGUCUAAUUGUCAUUCAGUCGCUUUUUCAAAUGAAUUUAUACUUGCUUUUUUACCAGAUACUGAUAGAUUUAUACAUGCAUAUAGUCCAGAUAAACUUAUACGUUUAAAAGAUACCAUUAAUCAAGCUCAAAAAAAUUACUCGAAAACAGACGACUUUAAAGUUAUAAAAGAAUUUAACGUUAAAAAAGAACCCUGGGUUCAUAAACGAAAAAAUAUUAGUAUUUCUUAUCUUGAUGAAGAGAAAACCAUUCAACUUAUUAUUGGAGAAACUACAGUUCAAGUUUGGAGGGAAAGCUCUAUAAAUAAACAAGUUUUAGACUAUAUUUGGAUGAAUCAAGAAAAAUUUACAACAGUAUCUCUGAAGAAAGAUGUUUUCAAGCGUGAAUUUUAUUUAAGUUUAUCAUGGACUGAUAAUAAAAAUCAAGAGCAUAAUGAGUAUAUGAUUCAUUGGCCAAAUGAAGCUCAUGUCCUCAAAGACGCAUGUGUUGCUAUGGAGUAUCUUUAUAAACGAAGAGAUGAACCUGUAGGGACAAAAAACCUAAGCAAAUACAAAGGUUUGGUUGCAAGCACAGAAAGACUGAUUAAAACAUGCAUUAAAAACAAUCCGGAUUUAUGGAGUUUAUCUGAAGUACGAUAUGGCAUCAUGGCCAAUAUCAUCCGAUCAAAGAGUAUACCGUUGUUAAAUAAGAUCCUUUUCCAUUAUCAAGAAGCAGUUGGCAUUAAACAGGAUAAAAUGGGAGUUAUUAGUUAUUUGCAUAUUCCAAGGGAAUAUGAGUGGCCUAUGAAAAUGAUAGAAAGUUAUUCGAAGUCUGCUAAAACGAUAGAAAGUAAUUCGAAAGAAAGUGAUUUGAUGCUUGCUAUUAACAAUACUUCAGAUGGUUGUCGUAGGGAUAUAGUUAUCGUCGCCAUGUUGCUCGAAUAUUAUUCAAAUAAUGCAGAAAAAAAUACGGGUUGGAUGUUUACAGUGACCAAGGCUCUUCCUUCGCUUAACAAUCGUACCUUUGAAACUUAUUUGAAGGAGCUAUUAUACAAACCAUGCUUUGGAUCCAAAGAGGAAUACGUAGAUUCAAAAUUUGUGAAUCAAAGUAAAUUAAAAAAUGGAUAUAGAUCGGAAAUUUGUUCAUUAAACGUAAGACCACGACUACUUUUAUUAAAUCAAAAUACGUCUUUUAUGUCCUCAUUAUGGAAUACAUUUAAAUCUAAUAUUAAUUGGAGAUCAAAAGAAACGGAUGAAGAAAUUUCACAAGUAACUACUUUACGAGUAGUUCCAUUACCAGAUUUUACAAUUUAUCCAACAAAUGCGACAGAUAAAACAUAUAGAAAAAAUACAAGUAGAAAUGUUUAUGAAUUAUAUGAUAAUCCAGCAAUGGAAGCAUGCAUUGAUUUUAAAUGGGAGGCAGCGAGAGCUCAUUUUUUACGUCAAUUGUUAAUAUUCAUAGUCUUUUCGACCACUUUUGCAUUAAAUACUGGAAUUAUCAUAAAUGAUCACGCGAUUUCUUAUUAUUCUUCGUUGAUAUUAUCCUUUUAUCUUGGAUAUUAUCUUUUAGCGAUGGAAAUUGCACAAUUAUAUCACGAGAGAAUGAAAUAUUUUGGCAUAUAUAAUUUUCUUGAUCUUGCAUCUAUAAUGCUUGCAUUAAUUACGAUAAUGAACACUUACUUUUUAAACAUUGGAGAUGAAGAUGUUAAUCAAAAUAAAGAAAUCAUUAUUCCGCAAGCGUUUGCGGUCUUACUUUUAUGGUUUGAAUUUUUAUUCCUGAUGCGAUACUUUAAGAGAACUGCAACUUAUAUUAACAUGAUUUUAAACAUUUUAAAAGCUAUUUAUCCAUUCCUAAUUUUUAUGUUAAUUGUGGUUAUUGCUUUCGGUCAUGCAAUGCAUAUAUUAUUAGAGAAACCUACACUUCUUGCACUGAUACCUAAUGGCAAUGCAUAUAACAUCACAUCAUCAUCAAUUCCAGACUUUGAAAACACGAAAAUUGAACAACUCUUUGAACUAGAUAAACCUAUUGAGAACUAUUAUAGUAGCUUUUUAAGUUCUGUUAUGGGGGUUUAUUUUUGGAUUCUCGGAAGAUGGGAUCAAUUAGAAGAAUGGGAUUUCUGGCCAAUUCAUGUAAUUAGUAUAGGCGCAAGUAUUUUAAUGGUCAUCAUUAUGCAGAACUUGUUGAUCGCAUUUAUGACGGGUGUAUAUGAGAAUGCCAAAAACAAUGUAAAACUAGCGGUGAUAGGUUAUAGAGCUGAUUUGAUCGCUGAUUAUGAAACAUUAGAAAAACCAUUCGGUAGUUAUAGAGGGAAUCGGAGAUAUAUUUAUUAUGUUGGAAGUUCUAAAUAUCAAGAAGAAUGGAUGGCUAAAGCUGAAGAAUAUAGGAGUACUCAUAAAUCAAUAUUAUCUGAAUUAUCAAAUUUAGAUGAUUCGGAUGAUGAAGAUGUUACGAAUGAAGAACUUGAUGAAAAAUUAUUUAAAAUACAAAAUGAGUUAGCGAGUAUUAAAGAAUUGUUAUUGUCCAAUAAGGAUAAAUGA